AUGACCACCAACGCCGACUUCACCUUCACGCCUCAUCCCUCCCCCGAGGAGAUCCAGGAUGAAUGGAACUUAUCGCUCCAUGGCAUCGAAGAUGAGGGCGAAAACCAAGCUGUCAUUGCCCAUCUGCGAUCUAUCUGGAGAGACAACUGGUGGAAGUACCCCGACAAGAUCAAGCAAUCCUUCUUGAACGCCGCCCGCAAGACUGCCACCACGAAGACCAACAUCCACAGCCCUUGCAGCCACACCCUUUACCGGGGCGCGUUCAUUCGCAACACGCAUGACUUUGAUUGGGGAGUAUGGCUCGUCCUACGUGGCAUCUACUACGACUCUCUCAAAGAUGCGGCAACUGCGAGAGCCGAGAUGACUCGCCAAACUUUUGCGAGAAGCCCUGCAACGAAAGCGAUCAUGCAGCGGUACCAGGACAUCGAUGUCCUCGAGGACAAUGUUCCCCUCACGUUCCCUCCACGACCUUCUUCCUGGGAAAAGAAGCUUGAAGAUGGUCCAGGCGGCUCUUGCACUCCACCCAAGACCAAAGAUCGGACCCCAGCCGUCAAGUGCCCUGCCACUAACAAGACUGGCGGCACAGGCGACGGGACUCGAGACUCUGGAGUUGGUUCCAGUACCGAAAUGGCGAAGGGCGAGGGUGUUGGCUCACCCUCUCCGGAUAAGACCAAGACAAAGGUGAAGAAAGAGGCCAAAAAGCACACUUCUGCACCCAGUCAGGGUACUAGUUCGCAUCCCCGUACCAAUCUCGACACGACUCCAAGCGACAGCAAGACCAAGGCUAUUUCGAUUCAGGGUCCAGUCAACGAGGGUGGCCAACGCGAGAAGUCGACCAAUGCAUCCAAUAAUAGCAAGGUAUGCCCUGAAGAGCCCAGCACUGCCCCAAAACGCCUCCCAAAACGCAGCUUGUCGGAUGAUGAGGAAGAGUCUCAACUCCGCAUCAAGCGACGCAGCACAUCAAGCGACCAAAGCCGCCACUCGCCCGAGGUCAAAACCGAGGCGAUACCAAACGGUUGCCUUCAGAUCGCCACCUUCAACGAGACUCUGGAACACAUCUACGAGCGAAUCAAGAAGCCAAUCAACGAGAAGGCGACCGAGUAUGUCAGUCAACAGGUGACCCAGCACCUGGAGGACCUACAGCCACGGCUCAAAGAUCUGGCGAUCCAGCUCCUGUCUGAGAUGAUUCCCGUGAUCCCUCGAAGCUCUGAGUCCAGCACCAUCGCUCAGCAGAUCGCUGACAGCAUGGCUGAACAAGUCCUUUCCAUAAUCACAGGACCGGUCAUCCAGAAGCUCACCACGCGGUUGAUUUCUGAGCUGCAGCCAGUGGUUGACAAGCAGAUCGCCAAUGGCAUCGCUCAACACCUGUUGGAGAAUUUGUUUGGCUCAACUGGAAGCUCUGAGCUUUAG
Messenger RNA from Fusarium vanettenii 77-13-4, 1410 nucleotides. RefSeq lists its product as uncharacterized. Lineage: Eukaryota; Fungi; Ascomycota; Sordariomycetes; Hypocreales; Nectriaceae. The record is from RefSeq and is a predicted model, not a curated record. The transcript has a single exon. The coding region runs from base 1 to 1410 and encodes 469 amino acids.